Messenger RNA from Camellia sinensis, 662 nucleotides. The record is from RefSeq and is a predicted model, not a curated record. NCBI's taxonomy places the organism in Eukaryota, Viridiplantae, Streptophyta, Magnoliopsida, Ericales, Theaceae.
UCCCAAUCUACAAUGCCAACCAUUGGACAGUCAUGGCGUGCGAUUCAGAAAGUGGGAAUUGGAAACAUUACAACUCGAUGCGGCCAAGACGUGGAGUGCGCGAUGAGCACUACAAUGAGGCUCUAAAAGUGAAACAAUGGGUGGCUGAUCACCACAACAAAUUUGUGAAGCCUCGAGUUACACCUACAGCUGUUGGCGCACAGCUGUUUGAUGGCAGUUUUGUAUCUGUUGUGGAUUGCCCACAACAAGUUCCAGAGUCGUCGGAUUGUGGGAUUUUCGUGUGCUUCAUAAUCAGGCAGUACAUUCGUGGUGCAGAAGUGAAUACUUCGAUGGAUGGGCUGACCCCAACUGGGCUACGAGCUGCAAUGGUGGAAAUGUUCUUAAGUGACCCGGGCAGUGGACUCCGUGGGAGGACAUUAUAACAAGUUGAGAAGACAUUUCCCAGUGCGCAAGUUGCAACAACAGCAUUAGGAUGUUUUAUUCUGUUUUUCCCGUAUCGGCGUAUAUAAUGUUUUGUUAGUCUGGAAACACAUAAAAGUAGGACGCAAAAACUAGUUUCAUAUACGUUACUUUUUUGGUAAUGCAGAAGUGGCAAACGGUUUAAUCUUGGGUUAGGAUCCAGUAUUUUGUGGAUAUGAAUGUUGAUAUUAUUUAGUAAGCUA